This is a messenger RNA of Cervus elaphus (red deer), 3584 nucleotides long. RefSeq lists its product as uncharacterized. The record is from RefSeq and is a predicted model, not a curated record. Gene Ontology annotation, biological process: virion assembly; proteolysis. Gene Ontology annotation, molecular function: RNA-DNA hybrid ribonuclease activity; nucleic acid binding; aspartic-type endopeptidase activity. NCBI's taxonomy places the organism in Eukaryota, Metazoa, Chordata, Mammalia, Artiodactyla, Cervidae.
AAAGAAACCCCGACCCCGGAGAAGAAAUAGAGGAAAUAGGGGUGAGCAAGGUCAUGGGGACCCAGAGUUACCUUCAUCUACUGUACAGGCACUCCCCGUCCGGGUGGGACCAGCUAACCUGGACGGAGAGCAAACCUAUCAAUACUGGCCCUUUUCCCAUUUUGUUCACUCAUAACCCCACCUGGGAUGAUUGCCAGCAGCUGUUGCAGGUGCUCUUCACCACGGAAGAACGGGAGCGAAUCCUGGCAGAGGUGCAGAAACGGGUCCCGGGGGUCGACGGGAGGCCAACCGCCCAGCCUCAUCUCGUGGACGAGGGGUUUCCUCUGUUGCGGCCUAACUGGGAUUUUGAGCGAGUGGAAGGUAGGGAGCAUCUCCAAGUGUACCGCCAGACUCUAAUGGCUGGCCUGCGGGCCGCAGCUAGAAAGCCAACAAAUUUGGCAAAGGUAAAUUUAGUAAGGCAAGAGCCCACUGAGAGCCCGUCAGCCUUCCUAGAGAGGCUAAUGGAAGCCUUUAGGCAAUAUACACCUAUGGACCCCCAGGCUGAGGAAUCACGCACUGCAGUUCUACUAGCGUUUGUGAAUCAGGCAGACCCAGAUACUAAGAGGAAAUUACAAAAGAUAGAGGGGUUAGGAGAACAGACAAUACAAGACUUACUGAAAGCAGCUGAAAAGGUAUUUAAUAAUAGAGAGACCCCAGAAGAAAGGAGCCACGGGGACAAAAAAAGAUAUUGUUGGACCAUGGAACAGAAAGUAAAUCUGGGGACCCACCAGGUGUCCCAUUCGUUUUUGGUGAUACCAGAAUGCCCAGCCCCUCUACUUGGACGGGACUUGUUGACUAAAGUUAAUGCUCAGAUCCAUUUUGACCCUGGGGGAAUGUCAGUCACGGAUGGACUUGGACAGCCGAUACAUGUCUUGUCUCUAGCUUUAAGAGAUGAAUACAGACUUUUUGUGCCUAAGCCCUCAGAGAUUAUAGCACCAGAUAUACAACCGUGCGUCCACAAAUACCCUUUGGCAUGGGCAGAAAUAGCAGGAAUGGGACUGGCUAAACAGAGACAUCCGGUCGUCAUCAAACUAAAAGCUGAGGUGGCUCCUGUGAGGGUGAGGCAAUACCCUAUGAGCCAGGAGGCUCGGCGGGGGAUCACUCCCCACAUUCAACGGCUCAUGGAUGCCAGAAUUCUCAAGCGGUGCCAAUCCCCUUGGAACACCCCCUUACUACCGGUGAAGAAGCCGGGGAGUACGGAUUACAGACCUGUCCAGGACCUACGAGAAGUCAACAAGCGGGUGAGUGACAUACACCCUACUGUCCCCAACCCGUAUACCCUCCUGAGCAGUCUGCUGCCUAAGUACACUUGGUACACUGUGUUGGACUUGAAGGAUGCCUUUUUCAGCCUACCCCUGGUGGCCCAGAGCCAGGAAAUAUUUGCCUUUGAGUGGACUGAGGAGGAAGGCCAACCGGUAGUACAACUAACUUGGAUCCGCCUCCCACAAGGGUUCAAAAACUCCCCUACAUUGUUUAAUGAGGCUUUGAGUGAAGACCUCUAUGAAUAUCGGACUCGCCACCCAGAGGUCAUCCUGCUGCAAUAUGUGUAUGACCUUACGUUGGCUGGAACCACAGAGGAGGCAUGCAGCCGUGCCACCGGUGACCUCUUACAGACUCUAAGCACCUUGGGACAUCGUGCUAGCGCAAAGAAGGCUCAAAUAUCCCAGCAAGAGGUCACCUAUUUGGGGUAUAAGAUCAGGCAGGGACAAAGGUGGCUAACUCAGGCCAUGAAAGAAACAAUAUUGCAGAUACCAGAGCCCAAGACCCCCCGCCAAGUGAGAGAGUUUCUGGGGACUGUUGGAUAUUGCAGACUGUGGAUCAUGGGGUUUGCUGAGAAGGCCUGGCCCUUGUAUGAGGGAAGUAAAGAGACCCCAAACUGGACUUGGACUGAGCCAAUGAAACAGGCUUUCUAGACACUCAGACGGGCCCUACUAGAAGCCCCAGCCCUUGCCCUGCCUAACCCAAAUAAGCCAUUCCAGCUGUUUGUAGAUGAAAAGCAAGGAAUAGGAAAGGGGGUCUUGACGCAACAAUGGGGACCAUGGAAGCGGCCGGUAGUAUACCUUUCAAAGCGAUUAGACCCGGUGGCCUCUGGGUGGCCCCCUUGCCUCCGCAUCAUUGCAGCCACUGCCCUCCUCGUCCGCGACGCCAAGUUGACGUAUAGACAGCAACUCUGGGUUUACACCCCCCACGCCAUUGAAGGGGUUCUAAAGCAGCCGCCAGGUAAGUGGAUCUCCAAUGCCUGUUUGACACAUUACCAGGCCCUGCUGCUUGAUGCCCCACGGGUGCGUUUUCAGACCCCUUGCUUCCUGAAUCCAGCCACGCUUCUACCUAACCCAGAGAAGGACCACCCUCUCCAUGAUUGCAGUGAGAUACUGGCUGAGGCCCUGGCAGCUCGAAAAGACUUAACUGAUGUGCCGCUAAACAACAGUGAGCUAGUAUGGUUCACCGAUGGGAGCAGCUAUGUAAAAGACGGGCAAAGGAAGGCGGGAGCCGCCAUAGUUGAUGAUUCAAGGCAGACAAUAUGGGCUGAGACACUCCCCCCAAACACGUCUGCGCAAAAAGCAGAAUUGAUUGCCCUAAUACAGGCUCUGGAACAAGCAAAAGGGAAGAGAGUCACCAUUUUUACGGACAGCCAAUAUGCUUUUAGCACUGUCCAUAUUCAAGGUCCGAUAUACCAGGAAAGGGGAUUUAGAACAGCGGAGGGAAAAGAAGUCAAGAAUCUGCCCGAGAUCCCCAGGCUUCUGAAAGCUGUUCAACUGCCCCGGGCAGUAGCAAUUGUACAUUCCGGUCACCAGAAAAGAGAAGACCCUAGGGCACGGGGCAAUUGGGCUGCUGAUGCAUCUGCUCGAGAAGCGGCCAGCCGGGACUAUGCCGCCCCCAUAUUAGCUGUGGGACUUCCACCUCCUGGUUCACCCCAGAGUGCUCUGCAUGUUAUCUGGGAGCUCGGCAUCUGCAGGAUGAAGGCUGAGUGUCAUGAGCUGCAGGCAUCGGAAGGCUUGGCUGGAGCUGGGGCAUCUGCCUUUGUGUGGUCCAGCCACACAGGUGAGGGCGGGAGGGCGUCCCUACGUCCGGAUCACCUGUGCCUUUCCAGAGCUGCUGUGUCCUCCCCCAAGUGGCAGCCACUUCCCACCAAGGGCCCCAGAGGAGGCGGAAGAAGCUUCCGAUUCCAUAUCAGGAAAAUAUACAGCCUCAAGGCUAAUAAUGCCUGUCCACCGCCUCCCAAUGAUUUUGGCAAAGGUGAGCAAUGUGCAGAGAAAAGAGAAAGAGGUGAAAAGGCGGGACUGGAAAGGGAAGAGAAGCGCCCGUGGUCAGUCACUGGGCCAGACCUGCACUGUGGGCUGCUGUCACCAUCAGUCAACAGGGAGGAAGCGCAAGGGGACAGAAUCAUCAAAGUCGGGCCCUCAUCUGGUCCCACUCCCAGGUUCUGGACAGACACUGGAUCCGAGGACAGCCUCACCACGCUUCCCCCACACCGCCGCCGCGCCGUGCAGCCGGCUCGCCCCGCAGCCGCCGCUAAGACCCGGAGGAGUGGAAUUCCACCCUGA